Molecule: messenger RNA, 4871 nt
Organism: Vespula vulgaris
Lineage: Eukaryota; Metazoa; Arthropoda; Insecta; Hymenoptera; Vespidae
Product: WD repeat-containing protein 44
Exons: 6
Coding region: 76-3126 (1016 amino acids)
Molecular function (GO): protein binding
Source: RefSeq, a predicted model, not a curated record
UCGCGUGACGCGCGUUGCGACUUUACCACCGAUGCUGACGAGAGUGUCAUCGGCGAUCGUUCAGCGAGGACGACGAUGUCUGGAAGCAGCGAUUCCGAGGAGUUCUUCGACGCGGAGGACGAUUCCUUCCAUCGUGUCUCGCGGAAAGUCAGACAGCGUGAUUCCACAAACGCGGAGAUACAAAUUCAGGGUAUACCAGAUUCUACUAAAGAAAUAGUGGAUGAUGUUUUUGUCAAGCCGGCAGACCCUAAACCAACUUCUGAUAUUAAGGAUAAUGUAGCUUUGGAAAGAGUACAGAGCAAGGAUAGACUGGUAGAAGAUGACGGAAAGGUGACGAAUACGGACAAGAUCGUGGGUAGAAGGAGAUUUCGUGAAUUGAGACAGCGUAUGCAGACGGAAGACGAUGAUAUUCCUGUCAACAGUUCUCCUCCGGAUAGUCAAACUUCCUCCAUCGAAGGAGUUUAUCCGAUGCCUUCUAAAACGACCCACCCGUUCCGAAUUAUAGAACAUGAUACUCUCAGUUUGCAAAGUAUGACUUCUUUAGGCCGAGUAGGUCGAAUUUUAGCGGGUGUAACGGAUAAUGUUUCUGGGAUGAUUGCACCAGGUGUAGCUCAGUGUUCCGCCUCGACUGUUCUUACUCGCGAAAACCAGAUGUCCUCCAUUGCUAGUAUUCCGAGCAAAGACGAGGAUACUGCAUCUGGUAAGCUGUCUCAGUCAUCAAGCGUCCUUACCUUAUCAGGGGAUAUCCUUCAGGAAUCCUCUGUUAACGGUAGAUGCGAUUAUGUCUCACGUCCGCAAAGUGACAAGACUAUGAUGCUUCAAGAACCCGACGUCAUCGCGAGUACAAAAAAUAAUGGAAAGGCCCUCGAGGAUGGUACGAAAGUAGACGUGCCCGUAGCACCGCCUAGACGUAAGAAGAAAUCGAAAGUGCAAACGCCUACCGAUCUUGCUCCACCAACUACGGAAGUCUUAGUACCAGCUUCCCCUUUACCAAGUCCGGCAAGUACCAUCGAAUCUAUUACGAGAGAAUUCGAACAUUCUCUUGAUAUUAGAUCUGCGACCAAAGGACAAUACGUUGUGAAGCCACAAGUAAGUAACAAGGACGAAGAUAAGUCGAAAGCCGAAGGACCGUCGACCGAAGAAUUGGAAAGAAUAGAACGAAUGAAAGCGGAAUUACUUAGCGUACGAUCAAGCGAUAAGUCUAGUAGUCCCAUGGGAUCGAUAUCUAGCAACAGUAUCGGUCGAUAUUCUCUGGGUCCUCACAAGCUUCCUGGCUUGAGUCCUCAAGGUUCUAGAGAAAGACGAAAAUCUGCUGGCGAUCAGGAUAUGGUUAAACAAUUAAAUAUGUUCGUAAGAACACGAACUGAUUCUGGAAAACGUCUUACGGACAUGGAAAUAUUAGAACAAGUUACCGUACUCAAUUUGGAUACGGGAGAAAGAGUGCCAUUAAGCAUAGCCGAAGAUAAAUUACCGCAAUGCAUCAAUCCCUUGUCCUUGCACAUUAUGAGAUUAACGUCGGAGUACAUAAGUAAUUCCAGUUUGGAAAAAGAGAAGGAAAGCGACGAGGAAAGCGUUGAUAGUAAAAUGUCGAGUAUACCACCGGACGAAGAUGUAACGGUGGGUAGAGUACGUAAGCGAACGCAGAAGUUGAAACGAUUCCUAGGGUCGACCGUUAAGAAAACUAUGGACAAAGCAAAAUCAAUCGCUCAAGAAGUAUCACACGCGAGACACAAAGAGGACGUGAUGGAUAUCGUCGACGAUGUCUACCCUGGCGAGCAACAAUACAUUAAAUUAAAGGCAUCCAACAGUCACAAAGGUCCAUACGAAUUCAGUUGUUUGCAACACGUUCAAGAUCUUAGCGGAGAACACGUUGGCCCUGUCUGGUGUAUGAAAUUUUCAGCAUGCGGUAGAUUAUUAGCAACUGCUGGACAAGAUCGGGUUUUAAGAAUUUGGGUUUUACGAGAUGCUUUCUCGUAUUUCCAGGAUAUGAGAACUAAAUAUAACGCGGAAAAGGUCAGUCCAACGCCUUCCCAAGAAUCUUUAGUUUCUCAGCAAUCUAUGGAGGAUCCUAACGUCGUAGCGAGUGCCUUCAGUGAGAUAGAAGGAACGAAGAGUCCGUUUAUGCCAAAGCCAUUCUGUACGUACACAGGACAUACGUCGGACUUACUCGACGUUUCAUGGUCGAAGAACUAUUUCGUUUUAUCGUCGUCGAUGGAUAAAACCGUACGAUUAUGGCAUAUAUCACGAAAGGAAUGCUUAUGUUGCUUUCAGCAUAUAGACUUUGUAACCGCAAUAGUUUUUCAUCCACGGGAUGAUCGAUAUUUCCUUUCCGGCUCGCUGGACGGUAAACUACGCCUUUGGAACAUACCCGAUAAGAAGGUAGCUGUUUGGAACGAGGUAGACGGCCAAACGAAACUAAUAACAGCUGCGAACUUUUGUCAAAAUGGCAAGUUCGCUGUCGUCGGCUCGUACGACGGUCGAUGUAUAUUUUAUAACACCGAUCAAUUAAAGUAUCAUACUCAAAUAGACGUACGUUCGACAAGAGGAAAGAAUUCGACCGGUCGUAAGAUCAGUGGUAUCGAACCGAUGCCAGGAGAGGACAAGAUCCUAGUUACCUCGAACGAUAGCCGAAUACGUCUCUACGAUUUAAGAGAUUUAAAUCUAUCCUGCAAGUACAAGGGAUACGUUAACGUUAGCAGUCAAAUCAAAGCGAGCUUCAGUCCAGAUGGUCAAUACAUAGUGAGCGGAUCGGAAAAUCAAUGCAUUUACAUAUGGAAGACGCAUCACGACUACUCCAAAUUUUCUAGCGUUCGUAGAGACCGUAAUGACUUUUGGGAAGGGAUAAAAGCUCACAAUGCUGUUGUAACGUGUGCCGUAUUCGCACCAAAUCCAGAUAGUAUCAUUAAACAGAUAGAGGAGAGAGAGCAGUGGGAGGGAAAGGAUGAUCCAAAGAGUAUAGGAAAUUCGAACGUGAACAAUGCACCCGUUGAUCCUGUCGUAGAACAACGUACUAAAGGAUGCGGCGGUCACGUUCUCGUAAGCGCGGAUUUCAAUGGGUUCAUCAAGGUUUUCUUAAACAAAACGAAACCGAAACAUAGCUCGUUACCUGCUUCUGCUCUCGCGUAACGUAACGUCGUUGACGAUUCACACAUUUGGGGAAUAGUCGAAUAGAAAUAAUAAAAUAUCAAAGCAUUCUUUGUCUUUAUCAAAUAUCACGAAUCUCGAUGCGCUGUAUGCGGUAAACGGUAUUAAAUAACUAAACAAGCUGUUUAUUGGAAAUUUAUCAAAAAUUCUAUAUGUUAUAUGCCGCGAGUAUUACCUAAUCGUUAAUAGAGAACUAUUUAUCGCGCGAUAUACAUAUAUUUUUCAAAGCUCUUACGUGAUAACGCCUAUUUAAAAGGAAAACUUAUUUUAAACGUAGCCACGAGACGCGGGCGCGCGCGUUUACACGUGUGAUGAUGAUAAUUCUUAAUAUAUACGUAUACACAUAUAUACAUAUAUAUUUACUCUUUCGUCGAAGAGAAAAAAAGUAUUAUUGGUAAAACAUUAUGCGAUGAUGACUAUGUAAUCCUCUUUAAUCGACAUUUUUUGCAACACAUACACAGACACAUGCACACAAAGUACAGACACGCCACACAUUCGACAAUUUCCUAAGUAAUAUCUCUUUCGGUGCUGGUUCACUGUAGUCGCGUAGUCGUUAUUUUCUAAGUAAAACACCAAAGUUACGUUACAAAAGAUAUAAUACGACCGUUCUUUUACAGAAGUAUGGUUUUUUUCUUUCUUUCUUUUUUUUUUAUUUUUAUUUUUUUUCUCUCUUUUUCUUUCUUUCUUUCUUUUUUUCUUUUUAUCGAAACGUGAAAAGAUACGCAAAGAGCAUUUUCAUAAAAAAGCAAAAAACGAAAAAAAAGAAAAAGUAAGCGUAACUAUUUACGCCUGUAUUGCAAUGCAAUAAUCGACUAAUUGUUAGAGGAACGAUUCGAAUAAAUAAAGUUUUGCGGAUAGAUAAACUCGAUAAUUUACUGUUAAGCUAAGAUUUUUUAAUCCGAAUAAUGAUUUCUAAAAUAUUUUUUUUAAUCUUUAAAUAAAUAUAUGGCGCAAUAUACGAAAGACAAUAUCGAAAUGUGUUUUAACGUCAAAAUGCAUUAUUAAUGUAAUUUUCUUAAAAGUGUUCUUCGUAAAUACGUUUAGAAAAGAGACCUUAGGGUAAUAUUGCUGCACUCGCGAUACGAGAUUUUAGAUCAACGUUCGAGAUGGCUCACACACAAAAUUUUAUGGUCACAUUAUGUGUUAAGCACGUAAUUAACAUCACAAACAGUGUGAAAAAAAAAAUGUAUGAUUAUUCCUGUGCAUUAACGUUUUAGUAUAGAAAUUGUCACGUGCUCACGACACUCGCUAAUUAGUAUUGAUCAUGGUGUAAGAUAAUGUAUGUCAUUCUUAUCUGGUGUAGCAUCGUUGUGUGCGAAAUAUUGUACAUUUCGUGACCUGUCAAUUAUAGAAGCAGAUAAUAAAAUUUUUAAGAAGCGCAAAAUGAUAACGAUCUGCGAAACGACAGUGUGAUAAUACUGCAGAAGACUCAUAGAAAAUUUGUACUUUCUUUCAUUUUCUACAAGAGAUAAAUUCAAAGAGAACAAUAUUGGCUGUUAUAAUUGUUAUCAAUGAUGACGUGAGAAGAACACGACUUGGAUAUCUAUUAUUUGCAGAAACGACAGCAAUUGGAACAGCUCGCGGAUUGGCUAUAACGUACAACAUAUUUUAAUUAUAUUGUAAUUUAAAUGUAAAUACGCAGGAAGAAGGAAUGUGUAGGUAUUUUGUGUAAAUGCGAUUGUAAAUAUUAGAUAAAAUAAAGAUCAAAUUAUCGUAACAGAAAACAA